Messenger RNA from Oncorhynchus tshawytscha (Chinook salmon), 3058 nucleotides. Its product is annotated as G-protein-signaling modulator 2. Gene Ontology annotation, molecular function: GTPase regulator activity; protein binding. The record is from RefSeq and is a predicted model, not a curated record. Bases 571 to 2640 code for a protein of 689 amino acids. The transcript has 15 exons. Lineage: Eukaryota; Metazoa; Chordata; Actinopteri; Salmoniformes; Salmonidae.
AGUAUAUUCGCUAGCUAGCAAAACAUACAAGCGAAGGACACUGCACUGACUUGGCAGCUGUUUCAUGGAAACUAGCUAAUCCAUUGUGAUUUAAUUAAAAUGUCCAAUACUAGCUACAGUGGUUCACUAGCUUGGAGGAAGUGUUUAGUGUUGUGUGCAUUGCGUUUGUACACUUAGCUAGCUAAACCAAUCCCAUAGCCUACAUUGCAUAUGAAGUGUGACUGGCUCAUCCAUGGAUGUACAGAGAAAAUGCCCUAUUUGUUUCCACUUUUUUUGUUUGCUCCCCCAGAUAGGGGUUUGUGCAUUCUGAUUGGCUCAUAGUCAAGUUGUUGGCCAGUGACAAGCAUCGCAAUUCUACAAGAAGAAUCAUCACUACCAGGGUCAGCACGCAGCAAGUACCGCUUUUGUUCUAGCAAGAGAAAGAACAGCCUCCCACUGUGAUAAGUACCUACGGCAGUGACAUUCUCUAUGGUUGGUUGGGAUCCCCCCACCAUGCUCUACAGCUCUCUUUUUCCCCACCUGGUUUUAAUGUGGAUCACAUAAGGACUUCUCUGCUUGCUAUGCACCCAAAUGGACACCAGUGUUUCUCUGCUAAGUGCGCAGGACAAGCAGCAAGCUCUUCAUGUCCGCCACAGGAUGGAGACGUCUUGUCUGGAGUUGGCCCUGGAGGGAGAGAGGCAGUGUAAGGUGGGGAAUUACCGUGCCGGGGUAUCCUUCUUUGAGUCGGCAAUCCAGGUUGGCACAGAGGACCUCCAGAUCCUCAGCGCCAUCUACAGCCAGCUGGGCAACGCCUACUUCCACCUGCAGGAGUACAGCAAGGCUCUAGAAUACCACCGCCACGACCUCAACCUCACCAGAACCAUUGGAGAUGAACUUGGAGAAGCAAAAGCCAGUGGUAACCUUGGGAACACUUUGAAGGUUUUGGGAAGGUUUGAUGAAGCAGUGGUCUGUUGCCAAAGACACUAUGACAUUACCAGAGGGAUGUAUGAUAAGGUUGGGCAGGCCCGAGCGCUGUAUAAUUUUGGCAACGUUUACCAUGCCAAGGGGAAAAGCAUCUGCUGGACUGGAGCAGAGCCAGGAGAAAUCCCUGAGGAGGCCAAGGUCGCUCUGAACAAAGCCACAGAGUAUUACGAAUUCAACCUUUCCAUUGUGAAGGACUUGGGGGAUCGGGCAGCACAGGGGCGGACCUAUGGUAACCUAGGUAACACACACUAUUUGCUCGGAAACUUCCAGCGAGCUGUGGUGGCCCAUGGACAGCGUCUCCUCAUUGCUAAGGAGUUUGGGGACAGGGCGGCUGAGAGGAGGGCCUACUAUAACCUAGGCAACGCAUACAUCUUCCUAGACCAGUUUGAAGUGGCGGCUGAACAUUACAAGAAGACUCUGCAGCUGGCCAUGGUGCUGAAGGAUAAGGCUGUGGAGGCUCAGGCCUGUUAUAGCCUGGGGAACACCUACACACUGCAGCAGGACUACCAGAGAGCCAUCGACUACCACCUCAAACACCUUAUCAUCGCACAGGAGCUCAAGGACAGGGUUGGGGAGGGCAGAGCGUGCUGGAGUUUAGGAAAUGCCCACACAGCCUUGGGAAAUCAUCAGAAGGCCAUUCACUUUGCUGAGAAGCAUCUGGAGAUAUCUAAAGAGACUGGAGACAAAAAUGGUGAGGCAACAGCCAGGAUGAAUAUGGCAGACCUGAGGUUAGUGCUGGGUCUGGGUCAGAACCCAAGCUCAAGCCUCAACACCAACAACAGCUCUGUUCUGACUGAGAACCACAGGAAGCAGGAUACCUUACCAGGUGUGAAGUCAGAAGGAAGGAGUAACAGUAUGGAGGACUUGGAACAUAUAGGACUGGGCCCUGAGAAAACUGUAGAAAACUGGGAUGAAGAUGUAUUCAGGCCUUCUAACCCUAAAUCCAGCAUGGCCAAGGCCUCCUCCAAACUGUUCUUCAUCAACCGGUUCAGAGGGAAGAAACACAAGAAACACAGCUCUCCUACUAGAGGUGGGGUCCUCCAGGACACCAGCAACAAGCCCACAGCCCGAGAGAUGGACACGCAUAAGUCAGGAGUCAAGAUCGGAUGUUCUGACACUCUGGGUGACGAUGGCUUCUUCGACCUCCUCAGUCGUUUCCAGGGAAGCAGAAUGGACGACCAAAGGUGCUCCUUAUUGGACGGCGAGAGCCGUCUCUCCGAUCCCUUCUCUCCCUGUACUACCCCGCCCGUAGCCAUGAGGAAAUCUACUUCCGCAUGCGAGGCCAACCCGGAGCCUGGGCAUUUCCUGGAUCUGCGGGACAGCUCCCAGGGCAGUCGACUGGACGAGCAGAGAGCCAGCGUGGGCAGCAGCCUCCCCGGUCUACGUCUCAGCACCUCCGAUCAGCCCAUCAGGCUCCACCCCAUGCUCAGUCGCCUGAUGACCAGUGCUGACCAGCCUCAGGAUGACGACGUCUUCUUUGACAUGCUAGUCAAGUGCCAGGGUUCAAGACUGAAUGACCAGCGGUGUGAAGAACCCCUUCCCUCCACUAGAGGUCCUACUGUCCCAGCUGAGGACUUCUUUAGCCUUAUCCUGCGCUCCCAGGCUAACCGGAUGGACGAGCAGCGGGUCCCACCACCACCCCUAAGCUUCGACCCUAACCAGCCCAUCUCGGACUGACCAGCUUUUGUCUACUUCUACCUCUCCUCAACUUCUCUCAGCCCAGAAACCAGCACACAAAUGUAUUCCUCUACCAAAGCCCUAACUGAAAAUGGAUCUACCCCACCACACUAAAUCAUGGAGUCCUAAUGUACAGACCUAUUAUUCUGGCAGAGAUGCAACUUUUUUUUUGUUUUGUUGACUGGGCUCCUUUCAGCCUUUCUCAGUGUGUGAAUGACCCAGACAGUGCAAUAAACUGACAAUUUAACAGAUUUUUCAUAGUUAAACUUGUUUUAAUUGCAUUUUUAUUUUGUAUCAUUUGUAAGCUUAUGUUGAUGGAAGAGUUAAGAAAUUAGUAAAAUAUAUUGUACAGGUCCGCAAUGUUUUCUACUUCCGGUGUAUGCCCACCUUGAGGAAAUAAAGCCUCAUUUUAACAGAA